Molecule: messenger RNA, 1127 nt
Organism: Brachypodium distachyon (stiff brome)
Lineage: Eukaryota; Viridiplantae; Streptophyta; Magnoliopsida; Poales; Poaceae
Exons: 4
Coding region: 185-436 (83 amino acids)
Source: RefSeq, a predicted model, not a curated record
AGUAGGUCGGGUUCUAGCGGGCCUUCUUAGCCGACGACUCCGAUGCGUCGUGUGGUUCCUUCUGGCCGCUGUUUACUGAGCGGAUGCCGGCGGCGGCCGCGCCGAUGAUCUGGACUCCGGCGGGAGACCACGCCUCUCCGGCGGCACAACGCAACGCAACGGGUCGAGGUUGGCAGAGCAGGGGAUGCUGCUGGCCGGGCCGCUGAGCAUCGCCGGCGACCGGAGAGCAGGAGGCCCGAUGUGGAGGUCGCGCGCGCAUCGGCGGCGACGCUGCCGUCCUUCCAGCGCCCCCAAUGCGCGGGUGAGCGGGCUCACGUCCGCGGGCGGCGGAGGCGGGGGAAGGCGCAGGCGGCCGCUCGGGAUUUACCUCACGCCAGUCACAUUUCUAAGGUCCUGUUUAGAUCAGAAACUAGAGGCUAAUCAAGGAGUACAUUAAAGUGAAGCGAGCAUAAGUUCUGCAUUAAGCGAUAGCAUACCUCAAGGCUUCGAGGAGUACGAUCGCUGUGGCGUACCAGAAAUCAUACUGGGAGCCGCGGUCGUUGGGGUCGUCCUUGCCAAGGUCACUGGCGUAGCCGCCGAGCAGGACGACGGUGGCCCAGGUGAACGCCAGCGUGCCCAGCGCGUUGCCCACCCUCUCCGUCAGCGCCACGAACCGGACGAAGCGGUUCAGCCGCCCCUCGGGCGCCGCUGCUCCGAUGUGGCCGGCGUGAGGAUAAGCUGGUGGCAUCGGGACGCGGUGCUCUGCGGCGUCGACGACGUCGUUGGGCGCCAUUGCUCGACUUGCAGCUGAGCUUCAAUUCCAGCUGGGCCGGCCGAGCGGCGACUGAUGGUUAAUGGCGAAACUAUUAAGGCCAGGGACGCUCGAGCUCGAUCUCUGCGGAUGCACUGGUGAUUCCAGAUGUGAUUCCAGACCUUGGAUUAUCAACUCCGAGGACGUACCUUUGCCGGAAAGCAUGCCAUGCCAUGCUAUGCGCAGCUAGCGCUGCAAAUUCUACUGCAUUAUUGUAUUUGCUGGGAGUAGUAUAGUACUCCCUCACUGACUCAAAUUUGCCAAACAUGAUGUAUCUAUGCCAAGCAUCUAGAUACAUGUAAUAAAAGGUAAUUAAUAUGGGACGGAGGGAGCAGUA